UUGCAGCUUUAUUCAGAAGCCAGCGUGGCUCUCUUGCAACUGAAUAACCCUAAGGGUUUCCAAGAACUGAGCAAGCAAGCAAAGAAGAACAUGACUAUAGAUGGAAAAGAACUGACGCUUAAUCCUGCUUAUUUACUAUGGGACCUCAGCUCUGUCAGUCAGUCUAAACAGGAUGAAGAUAUUUCUGCCAGCCGUUUUGAGGAUAAUGAAGAGCUGAGAUACUCAUUACGAUCAAUAGAGAGGCAUGCCCCUUGGGUGCGACAUAUUUUCAUUGUCACUAAUGGGCAGAUUCCUUCCUGGCUUAACCUGGACAAUCCUCGGAUAACCAUAGUGACACAUCAGGAAAUAUUUCAGAAUGUGAGUCACUUGCCUACCUUCAGUUCACCAGCUAUUGAAAGUCACAUUCAUCGUAUCAGUGGCCUCUCUCAGAAGUUUAUCUAUCUCAAUGACGAUGUUAUGUUUGGGAAGGAUGUUUGGCCUGAUGAUUUUUACAGUCACUCUAAAGGUCAAAAGGUUUACUUGACUUGGCCUGUGCCAAACUGUGCUGAGGGAUGUCCUGGCUCAUGGAUUAAAGACGGUUACUGUGAUAAAGCCUGUAAUAACUCAGCGUGUGAUUGGGAUGGAGGUGAUUGCAUUGGUAACAGUGGGGGUAGUCGCUAUGUUGCUGGUGGAGGUGCAGUUGGAGGUAUUGGGAACGGACCACCAUGGCAAUUUGGUGCAGGAAUAAGUGGGGUUUCAUACUGUAACCAAGGCUGUGCUAAUUCCUGGCUAGCAGACAAAUUCUGUGAUCAGGCCUGCAAUGUCCUCUCCUGUGGAUUUGAUGCUGGUGACUGUGGCCAGGAUCACUUUGAAGAGAUGUACAAGGUGACGCUUCAGCUUAAUCAGACAUACUAUGUUAUUCCCAAAGGUGAAUGUCUGCCCUACUUUAGCUUCAGCGAAAUAGCCAAGAAAGGAAUUGAGGGUUCGUAUAGUGAUAAUCCAAUUAUCCGACACGCUUCAGUUGCUAACAAAUGGAAGACUAUCCACCUCAUAUUGCAUAGUGGCAUGAAUGCGACUGUGAUCUAUUUUAACCUUACAUUUCUAAAUAAAAAUGAUGAGGAGUUUAAAAUGCAGGUAGCUGUUGAAGCUGAUACUAGAGAAGAACCAAAACUGAACACAACUUCCAUGCAAAAAUCCAACUCUGAUUUUAAAACUGUAACUUCAGUACCAGAAGCUGAAAUGAUAUUUGAGGAUAUUCCUGAAGAAAAACGCUUUCCAAGAGUCAGGAGACGUCGAAAUGGCACGAAAGAGAGUCUAGAGGAAGAGGUGAUAAUACCAUCAGUAAAUGUGUCUCUCCUUCCUGAAGAUGUUCAGCAAGCGCUGCAGAAGCUGGACUUAAAACUACUAAAUGGCGAUAUCACUCAGAAAGGAUUUAACCUAUCCAAGGCUGUUCUCCUGAGACCUUUCCAGUUCUUAGCUACAGUAAAGAGUAUUACAGGCCUAGAAAAGAAGGGCCUGCAUAAUCGUUUAGAAGAUCAGAAGAACCAUACCAGCUGGCAGAAAACUUAUAAAGAUGUAAAUGAUGGCAAAAUAAGAACAAUAAAAGCAAAUAAAGAAGUUCCUUCAUGGCUUACAGGAACAAAGGGGACUGUUGUGACAAUGAACACAAAUAAACCUAUUUAUAAAGUAAAGCCUAAACCCACGCUUCCCUCCCAGAGCAUGGGAAGUAAAAAUGAAACUCGAGAAAAAGUAUUGAAUGCGCUCAUAUUAAGGGAAACCCAGAAAUCAAAACACACUGGUAACUUAGAUACUGGAGAAGAUGCACAGGGAAUGAAAGGAGGAAAAGAGCAUGUGCAGGUGGAUACAAAUGUAAGGGAGGGGCUAGUGGGAAGAAAAUUACAGUCUUAUGCUGGAAGCUACCAAGGCUUUUUGCCAUGGGAGAAAAAGAAGUAUUUCCAAGACCUUAUUGAUGAAGAAGAGUCGUUACUCAAACAAAUGUCAUACUUUACUGAUGGUAAACAUUUUGGAAGGCAGCUGAAAGAUACGUUUGCUGAUUCCCUUCGAUAUGUAAAUAAGCUUUUAAACAGCAAAUUUGGAUUUACAUCUCGGAAAGUCCCUGCUCAUAUGCCUCACAUGAUUGACCGCACUGUUAUGCAAGAGCUACAGGAUAUGUUUCCUGAGGAGUUUGAUAAGACAUCAUUUCACAAAGUGCGGCACUCAGAAGAUAUGCAGUUUGCUUUUUCAUAUUUCUACUACCUUAUGAGUGCAGUCCAGCCACUGAACGUUUCUCAGAUCUUCGAUGAGGUUGAUACGGACCAGUCAGGCAUUUUGUCUGACCGAGAGAUUCGCACAUUGGCCACGAGAAUCCAUGAACUCCCAUUAAGUUUGCAGGAUUUGACGGGUCUAGAACAAAUGCUAAUAAAUUGCUCUAAAGCUCUUCCUGCCAACGUCACUCAGAUCCAUGCCAUUCCGCCAACUCAGGAAGCAUAUUAUGAUCCCAAUCUGCCUCCAGUAACAAAAAACCUAGUGACUAAUUGCAAACCUGUGACUGACAGGAUUCGUAAGGCGUACAAGGACAAAAACAAAUACAGGUUCGAAAUCAUGGGAGAAGAGGAAAUUGCCUUCAAAAUGAUUCGCACAAAUGUUUCUCAUGUAGUUGGUCAGCUGGAUGACAUACGAAAAAAUCCCAGAAAAUUUGUUUGCCUAAAUGACAAUAUUGAUCACAAUCAUAAGGAUGCUCAGACAGUGAAAGCAGUGCUUAGGGAUUUUUAUGAGUCAAUGUUUCCUAUACCUUCCCAAUUUGAACUGCCGAGAGAAUAUCGGAAUCGUUUCCUUCACAUGCAUGAACUCCAAGAAUGGAGGGCAUAUAGAGACAAGCUCAAAUUCUGGACCCAUUGUGUUCUAGCAACACUUAUUGUAUUUACAGUCAUCUCAUUUUUUGCUGAACAGCUAAUUGCACUUAAACGAAAGAUUUUUCCAAGGAGAAGGAUCCAAAAGGAAGUUGGUCAUGAACGAAUCAAAGUAUAGAAGAGCUUUAUUUUGGAGAUCGGUCUACCUCAAGAUGUGAAUAAGCAUUUAAAAAUAUCGCUCUCAUAAAGUGUCUUUUAUGGUUUGACACUUAAUUACGUUGAUAUGAAGAAAAAAAAAUCAUGCAUCUACAGUUAGAAUCUUCGCAGUACUCUUCAUGUUAUACAAGCUGCUGGAGCUGUGACAGUGCAAAACAACAACAAAAAUAAUUGCAGGAAACCUGUACAUAGGCAGUUUUCAACAGAUCUUAAUUUACAACUGUCAGUUCAUGGCCAUGUUAUCCUUUUUUAUAAAAAGGGUUACCUAAAGAAAUGUAACUGCAUUUAUUGCAGUGGAUGUUGCCAACCAGAUAAAAUGUUGGAAGGCAAAGUUGUUUGGGAUCAGCUUAACAGGUCCUUGAUCUUGCAUUCCAAAACAUUUUGCAUAUUUCUGUCAUUGCUGC
This is a messenger RNA of Leptosomus discolor (cuckoo roller), 3448 nucleotides long. The record is from RefSeq and is a predicted model, not a curated record. NCBI's taxonomy places the organism in Eukaryota, Metazoa, Chordata, Aves, Leptosomiformes, Leptosomidae.